Nezara viridula (southern green stink bug) is the source of this 1537-nucleotide messenger RNA. Lineage: Eukaryota; Metazoa; Arthropoda; Insecta; Hemiptera; Pentatomidae. The record is from the annotation of a GenBank genome assembly.
GUACCCUGUUUCUACAAACAAGUGAGCCAGACAAUUUGCUUUGCGCAGUUGCAGUCUGAAGUUAGGGUUCUGUUAGGUACUUCGUGUUAUUACUAAGGGUAGUUUCUUACUAAGAAUGAUUUAACGUAUCAAUGCCAUGAAAUCUAAUUACAAUUUUUGGUGUCUAUGUCUCUCAACCUGUAUUCAAAAAAUUAGAACACUUAUCAUAGGAUGUAUUUACUAUAAAAUUACUAGGCUACAUCACAAAUUUAUUUUACCACCAAUAUUAUUCAUUUUACUUUUAGUACUUUGCAUAUCUCUCUAUCAACAAAGACAAUUAAAUGUAAUUAGUAAAAGCCUUCUAUCAACUGGAUCUUCUAGUAGUUAUAUUAUUUUCAAUAUUACUAGUGAUAAUUUAGUCAAAAUACCCCCAAUGAAUGAAUUGAAAGUUAAAUGGGUCCAAAACAGAAUUGAAAAACUAUCAAAAAAAAUGAAAAAUGUUUUAAUGACUAAAGUUUCAAAUUUGGAAGAGUUGCCUCAACCAAAUUACAGGGUACAUAUUUUCUAUUAUGCCUGGUUCAAAACACCUAAAGAGGAUGGGUCUUGGCAGCAUUGGAAUAAAGAAUUAGUUUCUCAAAAGAAAGACCAUGAAAAAGACAAACUUCCUCCAGAAGAUAUAUAUUCAAGCUUCUAUCCUUAUUUAGGGUGUUACAGUUCUAAAAAUAUGUCGAUUAUAGAUUAUCACAUGAAAAUGAUAAGAAAAGCAGGGAUAGGAGUUGUUGUUCUCUCUUGGUUACCACCCUCUUUUCCUGACUCUCCAAAAGAUGUUCUACGACAGUUGAUGGAUGUUGCUUUAAAGUAUGAAUUAAAAGUAGCUUUCCAAAUUUAUUUUUACACAAGUAGAACACAUAAGUCUAUUGCUAAACAGAUACAGUAUUUGAUGCUGAAAGUUGGAGAUCAUCCAUCAUUAUAUCUUUUGAAAAAAGAAAAUAAGUUGCUGCCAGUUUUUUACAUACAUGAAUCUUAUAAACAUAGUAGUUAUGUAUGGAAAGAAAUGUUAUCAGAAAAAGGAAAUAUAUCUCUUAGGAAAACAAAGUAUGAUGGAACCUUUAUUGGACAUUUGUCGGAUCAAAGUCACAUAACGGAAAUAAAGCAUGCUUCUUUUGAUGGUUUGUACACUUAUUCCUCUGGAAAUGGUUUUACUUAUGGAUCAUCUUGGAAAAAUUGGAAUUCAUUAGCCAAAUUUUGCCAAGAGAAUACUCUCAUGUUUAUUCCAUCUGUUGGACCUGGAUUUUCAGAUAUUUUAUCUAUCAAGCGUACUAGACAUCGAUUAAAGGGUAAUUAUUAUGAGGUGGGGUGGAGAAGCGCUCUAUCCAAAAGACCAAGUUUUAUAAGUAUUUCAAGCUUUAACCAUUGGCAAGAUGGCAGUCAAAUUGAACCUGCUAAAUCUAAGAAGACUCCUACAAGAGUAUACUUAGAUUAUGAACCUGAAGGUCCACUUUUCUACAUUAAUUUAACCCGAUGGUGGGUAAAGCAGUUCUUGUCAUCUAUUGAAUGA